Molecule: messenger RNA, 3859 nt
Organism: Verruconis gallopava
Lineage: Eukaryota; Fungi; Ascomycota; Dothideomycetes; Venturiales; Sympoventuriaceae
Exons: 4
Coding region: 402-2753 (783 amino acids)
Source: RefSeq, a predicted model, not a curated record
GUCAAGGAUUCGCUGCAGCCAUUCGAGGCCCGCCACCGGUGAUCAGUGCUGGGAAUCGAUGCUUUUCUGUGGUGAAGAAAAACCGUCAUUGCGUGUGCACACGCCAGCCACAAGCACGGCGAGCUUGUGCUGUUGGCGUCCUGGCCACUCGGUCGCGCGAUAGGGAUGCUGUCAAGGAUUUUCUUUCACCUUCUCUCUUCGACGCAUCCCAGGCCAUUCCUUUCCAACUUCCAACGUUCGCUCGUUAUCCUCCCUCUGCCCUCCUGGGUCUUGUCUGUCGUUUAGAACAUCUGCAGAACGUCUGCUACCUUCCCCUGUCGCUCCCGUCCAUGGUCUUCGCUCCUGUGGUAUGAUUUAGUCGAACCAGCGUUCUCAAGCACUCCAACGCCUCGCCCGAAAACAUGUCGUUCGACCAGUCACGGCACAACCCAUACGCUCGAGGGAACGGGAUGGACUCGAACAGCUAUGCUCCGGCUCCUCCACCUCACCGAGCGUUCAACAACAAUAACAACAACCAUCCGUACAUGCAUCGCCAGCCCUCGAUCGAUUCCGUGUCCGAUCUAGGAGGAGACAGCCAGGAAACGUUGCGCGAAGGCGACUCCCCUUCGCGUCCGGAAAGCUUCAUUGGUUUUCCAAGGCCACCACUCUCGCUAAGCCGUCCAAAUGGCAACCGCACAUUGUCGGAUCUACACGCAGAAUCACCGCCUGGCACUCCGAACUUCAGCAAACCGAAACCAUGGGGGCUGCCAUCCAGGCCCGAGAGCUCUGCAACUCUGAUUUCGCCCUAUUCCGCGACACCUUCGCCAUAUCAAAGUACCGACGCCUUCAAGUCCUUGAUCGGAAGCAGUUCGCCCAGUCCAGAGAAAGAUCUCACGAGCCAUAUUAUUACACUCAAUCGACGCGAUGAUUGGGAUCACAUGCCAAACUGGAAGCGCUACCUCUUCCUCACUGCUCCGAUCUUGUGUAUUCUUACCUUGAUAUCGUACUGGGUAUAUUUUGUGAUGCGCAUCAUGUUCGUCUUGGACUCGCAACGUAAGACCGGCAAGAGUUUUCCAAUGGCGUGGGUGUUCAUUGGAACCGAGAUCUCUGUUGCUGUGCCCCUUUUUAUCCAGACUUUGUGGAAUGUGUUUAUCCUAAAGCGAAGGAAACGCCCACAGUUGCGCCUGGAGGGCGACGACGUACCCGCCGUUGACGUCUUUAUCACCUGCUGCAAAGAAGAGGUGGAUGUGAUCAUGGAUACCACACGGGCAGCGUGCGAAAUUGACUGGCCAAUCGACAAGUUUAGGGUUAUUGUUCUCGACGAUGGCGGUGAUGCCAUGCUUCGUGAAGCUGUGCAAAAUUUGGGUCACGUCUACUCUAAUCUUUGGUAUCGCGCUCGAACCAAGAUACCUGGCGUUCCUCACCAUUUCAAGGCUGGUAAUCUUAACUACGGUCUCGAUGAAGUCCAUAAUAUGCCCGGAGGAGCAGCACCGUACAUGGCUGCUUUGGACGCUGAUAUGAUCCCGGAGAGACACUGGUUGCGCGCUCUCAUGCCGCAUUUGCUUAUCGACCACAAGUGUGCAAUGGCCUGUCCGCCUCAGCUUUUCUACAAUGUUCCGAAGGGCGACCCCCUCGCACAGAGUUUGGAUUUUUUCGUUCACAUUUGCGAGCCCAUCAAAGACGCUCUAGGCGUCGCGUGGUGCACCGGAUCUGGUUACAUAUUCCGCCGACAAGCUAUUGACGACAUUGGAGGAUUUCCCAAGGGCUCGCUCGCCGAAGAUGUUGCAACUUCAACGAACAUGCUUGGAAAAGGUUGGAACACCGCUUACAUUCAUGAGCCUCUGCAAUUUGGUACCGUUCCCGACAGUUAUGGUAGCCAUUUGAAACAGCGAACACGAUGGGCGAUCGGAACGGUCGACACCGCUUUCAAAUUGAAAUUCUGCUUGUAUGGCGAGCACAUCAAGCACAUGAAAUUCUUCCCGCGGCUUUCUGGUUUCUUGUUCGCCUUGCUCUCUCUGUACAACAUCCCGCUGAUGAUCUCACUCUUCGCGCUCCCAAUCGUCCUAAUCUCUGGCAAGCCGCUCAUUGCAUACGCAAACGACGAUCAGCUUCGUUGGCUCAUUCGAGCAUGUUUCGCUACUGUUUUCAUUAACCGACUGUGCGAGUUCGUCCUUUACCUACCAGCGGGAUACGCUACGGGCCAACGCGGCGCUCGUACGCAACUCUGGAUGGCACCAUACAUCUCCGUAUCAAUCAUUCGUUCAUUCUUCCUUCCAAAGUGGCUCGGUGGUGCGGUGCAAACUUUCCAGCCAACCGGAUCAAUCAAAUCCGACCUCAACGAGCGGGAUCCGGUCCUCCGUGCAGGAUUGUUCCGCCGGAUACGAGUCAUUCUCUUCAACUACCUUGCUAUAUACCACGUUAUUUACGUUUACUUUGUUCUGUCAGCGGUGUCUCUAUCAUCAUCACGCUGCGUUGCUGAAAAUGGAUCGCUUCACGACAAGCUCCUCUGUCUCCUGACUCACGCAUUUUGGCCACCCGUGGCUUGGAUCGUCGUCUGCAGCGCUUUCUGGAUUCCAAUCGCCUACGCUAUUGAGCCUCCCAAUAUGCCGCCGCGUGAGGAUCUGCUCCAGAUCGAUCCUAAGACCGGUGUCAAGCGGCCAACAGAAAAGGCCAAGCUUACCGGAUGGGGCGUCCGAGACGCUACGGGUGAACUAGAGUACACGCUCACAUCCGCAUUCACUGCACUUGUAUUUGUGGCCGCAUUCUUCUACUAGAUGCGAGCCGAGCACAUUUUAGGCGUCUAUGUCUAUUUUUGCCUUUGAACUCUAGAAGAGAGGCGCUACUCCAUAUACAGACAUACAAAUGAUAUCACUAGACAUUAAUGCGUUACAAGUAUGUAUAUAAAUUCUUUACGUUGCUGCGCGAUCAAAGGCAGUGCACGCGAUGGGGGGAGGUAUAGGCGCUAAACAAAGGGUUGGUCAUUAAUGUUUGUAUGGCGAUCGUGACGCAUUAAUGGUCAUUUAGCAGGCGCGAUUCUGGGGGUGGGCAAGAGAGGACCCGGCGUUUCGUUGUCUGCUUUCAGUCAAAAUUGAAAAUGAGGAGUUUAAAUUUUGACACGUUCAACCGGGCCAUGCCUUGCUGUUCCAGCCUGAAUCUCGCGCUUGCCUCGCGCAUACAGGAUCACCACACUCUUUCUCGUUGGAUGUUAGCUCUGUGCUGCGCAAUCUCGCCUCAGGAGCUGGUGCCAGUGGAGCAAUCGUGCAUGCCUGGUUCAGAGCGUGUUCAAUUCGCGUCGACGGUCUGGCGUCUGUGACAAGGGUCCUUGUGAUAACAACCGACCUCUCACACGCCUUGCUUUAUUUUCCACCAUUCCGUUGCACAUUCUGAGCGUGCCUCUAGAAGGCCAAGAACGGUUUCAUCAGUAAAUUUUUUUUUCUUCUCAGGCACAUGGGUCUCAUGAGCGUCCCGAACGACCGUGAUAAGUUAUCUUGGUAGACACAGGGCUGCUUCACGCCGUUGCAACCGGGUUCGGGUCUUCUCAUUCAACGGGCUUUUGGAGCAGAGCGGCUUUCCCUCCAAGCCUUCCAGGCACACGCUUUUCGGCAUGUUACCCCAGAACUGUGUUGCUCGUGCCGCCGUGGGAAGUCCAUGCAGAAGUGUGGCUAGCUUCCAAGCUAGAACUCAAUCGUCCCACUAUGCUGUGGUGUGAUUCAAGUCUAACAACACGCACAUCGAUUUGGGUGUACAAAACCUACCUCCUUUUUGUUACGAAUAAGCAAUUUGCUAGUACAAACAAGAGUUGGAAAGCACUCUUGGUAUUCAUUAGGAUAAAGUCAUGGUGCGAGCUUUCGAGUGCCCUUCAACCGUAGGAGAGUCCGCU